This is a messenger RNA of Penicillium daleae, 2916 nucleotides long. RefSeq lists its product as uncharacterized. The record is from RefSeq and is a predicted model, not a curated record. The coding region runs from base 1 to 2916 and encodes 971 amino acids. Gene Ontology annotation, molecular function: RNA binding. NCBI's taxonomy places the organism in Eukaryota, Fungi, Ascomycota, Eurotiomycetes, Eurotiales, Aspergillaceae. The transcript is spliced from 2 exons.
AUGUUGAAGCCUUUCCAAGUCAGAGAUCUUCAUGGAUCCUCGUCUGGAGGUCCUGAGGAAGUUUCACCUCAACCCUCGAACCUUCAUGGGGUUGUGCAGGUCUCAGCCGCCGACUACGACAAUAUCGCCUUGAAUCACCCUCGAGCCAGACUAACUUACCUAGAUGAUGAUGAUGGUGAUCAAAUUAUGGUCGGGUCUUCUCUUGAGCUAUCUCAACGGCUAGACGAGCCUCUGGACAUCUAUAUGCGCCCCGAUAACGUCCAGCUUUCUCAGAGUGAACCGGCCUCCAUGCACAUAUUCGAUAUUCGUCGAUCUAACUCGGUGACCGAGUUAUGGAAGCAGUUCGAAAGACCCAACGACGGGACCCAAUCACAGCAAAUGAUCAGCGAUGUUCCCGUCGAGACGGAAUCUGCAAUCGAUGAACAUGAACACAAAGAGGAACCAGCUGCACAUGAAGCUGCUACUAUAUCUCCCCCUGAGGCUGAAAGCCAGCCUUUUAUGGCAGCAUUUGAGGCCGAGCUGGCCAGCCUUCUCAACCCUGCAGAGAAUUCUGGCCAAAGGGCUACGCAGCCAGAAGCAUCAUCCGCAGCUGAACCCUCGUCGUCGGACUCUAACUCACGGGGAGCACACCAUCCACUGGAAGUGGUUGCAGCCACGUUCCUUUACCAUUUGAUCAAUGGAGCCAACUCGGUACAGUCCGAACUGAGAAGUAGGCUGCCAGAGUUACAAGAGCAGCUCCGAAAUGCUCAGAGGACAGUCCCGGAGAACGUGCGAACAUCCCUCCAGUCUCUGCUCGCCACAAUUGAAGCGCACAUGCGGACUGCUUUCCAUAACUUCCCCGAUAAUGGAAGGCAGUUUGCGGAAGACGCCAUCAAUGCCGGGCGCCCCGUUGCUGAGCAUGCUGCGGAUGGCUUGCGGAUGAUGGCAUCGGAGCUCAAUGAGGCCAGCCGGACAUUGUUUGCAGCCUUCGAAAACGAGUUCGGCCGUUUUGCAUCGAAUGCGUCGAAUGCCACAUCUGACGAGGGACUGCACGCAGCGUCUACUCCGAUCCCCGGUGCUACCCCUGAUGGGACUGCACCAGACCUCUCAUCUCAAAAUACGAAUCCAUAUCCUACAAAUCCAGGCGUCCAAAAUGACGCGACCGCCAGUUCUGGUCAACCCGUUCAAAUCCCUGAGGUCAACCCAAAUACUCUGCCGUCCGACCUCAAGGGUCCUAGUUGGGAUACCGCGAGAGACGGACAGGGGGAUCACUUUUAUGUUCCAGGUCCUCAUCAUCCCCCUCCAUUCCCUCCUCGACCCGCUCACCCUGCCGUUCCGCCCAUGCCUCCGAGAGAUUGUUUUAUCCCUCAUUCUCACUCCCAUCCUCCCACUCAUCCUCCCUGGCACAUGCCAUGGGAUCCAGCUCAUCCUAUCCGGCAUCAUCCCCCGCCCCUUCCGCCUCCACCGCCAUCCAGCUAUCUGGGUGAACCAUGGCUUCCUUCAAACCACUGGUUCAGCCCGUUCGUUCCUCAUAACCCUCAUACGGUACCUCGGAUGCCUCCAGCCCCUCCUCCAAAGGAAAUCCCCAGAGACCAAGAUGAGUUAUCAGUCCCUUCUGAAAAGAAGGCUUUAUUCAUCGGCAACGUUGGCUUCAACGUGACCGAAAAGAUGAUCCAGGAUGUCUUUGCUUCCAAGGGUUUCAUUGUUUCCGUACGCCUACCCCAAGACUCGAACACUGGAAAACAUGCAGGCUUCGGCUACAUAGAUUUCCCCUCGAUCCACCCUGCUAUGGCGGCAAUGGAUGCUCUACAAGGGUUUCACAUUGAUGGCCAUGCAAUCAAUCUCGAGUUCAGUGAUGAUGCCAUCAUUGACUCUGUCCCCCCACCAGAGCAUCCCGGUCUUGCCGAGCCCAGGACUCUGUACGAGACUUUCGCACAUCAGAGCCGUCCGCUGUCUCGAGACUUUGGGAUCUCUCGUCCCGAUCAAACCGGCCCUGGGGCCUCAGCCAACAAGCCAGAGCGUCCGAGUCGAGUGAGCCGCAGAAAGUCUGUGACAUUCCAGGACCCUGAUUUGUCUUCACUGGAUCUUCAGGAUAAAAGCGCCACCGGGAAAGAUACUCCAGCCCGGCUUCAAUCGCCUCCACUGAUUGACUUGACCACCGAUGACGCUGCAUCCAAUCACCAGUCGAAUGAAAUGCACGAUCAGCUACCGGAGAUGAGUCGAUUCCCGCCUGUCUCCCAGCUUGAAGCCCAGCUCUUUGCCAACCAACAGCAGAGCCGUGCACUGGAGCCUAGCUCGGAUGCGACAAUUCGUCAAGAAAGCCCUGAAUCAAUUUGGGACCGAGACUAUGAUCAGCCAAGGAGCUCUUACGAGCCUGUGCCUGUACACGAUGUGCACGGGGAAGAGUCAUCCCCUUGGAGUAACGGCGGCCGUCUGAAGCACAUUGGUCCUGGAGGCCCAGGUCUUCGUCGGUCGAAAACUAUGACAUUUGCGCGCCGAGGAGGGGAACGCUCUGAUGUACCAAAUCCAGUGUUUCCAGGCGGCCCUGCUGGUCAAAUUCCAUUAAGACGUCGUGCUAGUGAACGCCACCACUUGAGACGUGAUACCCACGAUCCCAGCGACACAGACACCUGGGCACGCUUGGACAGGAGGGAGCGUCGACGGCCCAGACGUUCAUCCCACCAUAGUAUCCCAGGAAGCUUCCCUGUGGAAGAGAUAUCUCAGCCUGUGCCGUCCGACCCGCUCGACGCUAACACCGAGAGUCAGAAGACGGACAUUGACGAAUGUAUGUCGUCCCUCAUCGAUAUGGGCUAUGGAAGCGCUGAAGAUGGCGGGCACUCUCGGAUGGCAGUCUACGCUGCGGCUUCAAAUGGCAACCUCAACGAUGCGAUCGAAAUGAUCGAGGAGGAGAGAGCGGCCUAUGCCCGGCAAUGCUGA